AUGGGUCCUGGCAAAAUAGAACCCUACGGGGCCCCCACGGACCAGCCUGUCAGGAGAACACAUGUCCUGCGAUCAUCCUCCCGCUCUGCACUGUUCACCCAGCCUCCCACCAGCAUCUCAACCACCCUCUCAACCCAGGGUUGGAGUGGCGACCCCUCGUGGCAUGGCCAGAGGCUGCUGUGUACGUCAGCCACUCCAGAGGAGGUGACGGUGGUGUACCAGAAUGGACUGCCGGUGAUCUCAGUCAGUUUGCCGUCCCGGCGAGAGCGAUGCCAGUUCACUCUGAAGCCACUCAGUGACUGUGUUGGGGUGUUUCUCACACAGCUGCAGACAGAGGACAGGGGCAUCGACCGAGUGGCCAUCUACUCUACAGAUGGGGCGAGGGUAGCCUCUUCUACAGGGAUAGACAUCCUGCUGUUGGAUGACUUCAACCUGGUCAUCAACAACGUCAGGCACCUGGUUCGGCCGCCACGGAGAGAUCUGCUGGCCCAGGAGGAGGCAGAGCGUCUGAACGACGUUAAGUUCCUGGUUCAGCAGCUCUACACCACCCUGCGUAUAGAAGAACAUCAGCUUAGUAAAGAGAAGGAACUGGUGGUGAGACUGGAGGACCUCAACUCACAGCUACGUCCUCUGGAGAAGGUAAGGGAGGAGCUGAGUCGUAAGGCGGAGCGUCGGACCACCUGGGUGCUGUGGGGGGGCGUGGCCUACAUGGCAACACAGUUUGGGAUCCUGGCGCGUCUCACCUGGUGGGAGUACUCCUGGGACAUCAUGGAGCCUGUCACCUACUUCAUUACCUACGCUACCGCCAUGGCUAUGUACUCCUACUACGUACUCACACGCCAGGAGUACAUCUACCCAGACGCCAGGGACAGACAGUACCUGCUGUUCUUCCACAAGGGGGUGAAGAGACAACGCUUUGACCUCCACAAGUACAACCUGCUGAAGGACUCUAUCGCUGAGGUGGAGUUAGAUCUGAAACGUCUGAGGGAUCCCCUCCAGCUCCAACUUCCUGUCCAGCAACUCACCGCCGCCAGCAAAGAUUGAUAUCCUCCCUUCCCUUAGUCCCUCCAUCCCUCCUUUCCUCACCUUCCCCUCUCUCUCGCCAUCCAUCCACCCUCCACCUUUACUUUCUCCUCUCUCUCCUUUAGUGAACCUCCGUGGGACUUUCUCCUGUUUGUUCUCUUGGAUGAUAAUUGCAAGUAAAACCAUAUUAAGAGGAGUUUUGGCAACAAGAAAGAACAGACACUGAAUCCUUCUAGAGAGGUAGAUGAUGAAACUGGAAAUGCAACUCUAGGGGGGCGUACAGGAAGUGAGACGCUACAGUGGGAGGAGCUACAGCUGAGGCGAGGCAUAGGGGAGCAGACAGAUGGACACAUCUAUGAGCGUGUGUGACCUACUAUAUCUAUGGACUAGUUUGGCCCACUGUAAACAGACACACACCACUCCUGUGGGGCCUUGGGACGUCUAUGGAGGGACUGAAUCCACUUUUACAAAGAUGGAUCUCCUCUAGCUCCUCCCCCUGACCUCUAACCUCUGCCCUCUGACACUCUGCAUGCACAGAGGACACGGCUGUGAUUGGACAGCGGUUCCUGUGUGAGCUCCAUGUGACCUUGAACUUUGACCUUGGCUGACCCCUCUUGUCUUGUCAGAUUGACUGUGUCCAACCCUGCCCCAUUUUGCCUCCAGGUCCCUCCUCCUCUGCCUGUCGGACAGCUACCCACUGAUCCCGUUGCUAUGACGACACUGAGCUUUAUCAAGAGCCCGUCAGCCUAUCACAGCCUUUACAGGAAGUGGAUAGAUGAGAGUUGAGGUCAGGUGACCAUGCCUCAUUUCCUCUUCCUGUUGUUGACUUCCUGUUGGGAAGAGAAAAAGGAAAGGACUGUGGACACAAACAUCACUGUGUGUUUUAUCUAAUAGUCCCAACAAUAUUCUGACACUUUUUAUUUUGAAAGCCAUACUAUGUCUGUUGUGGAAAAUAAUAUACAAUCAAACAAAAUGGAAGAAGAGUGGGGGGAGCUCUCUUUUUAACAUCCAGGAAUUAAGUUGAUAUACCAUAUCGGCAUCUCUUUAUUAAAUAUCUCCGACAUACAGGACCCCAUAUCAAUAGAACUGUCUCUCUCCAUCCCUCUCUGUCUCUCUCUCUCCUCCUCUCUUUCUCUCUCACUCUCUCUCUCUCUCUCUCUCUCUCUCUCACACUCUCUCUCUGUCCCUCUCUCUGUCUCUGUCUCUCUCUCUCUCUGUCUCUCUCUCUCUCUCACUCUCUCACUCUCUCACACUCUCACUCUCUGUCUGUCUGUCUCUCUCUCUCUCUCUCUCUCUCUCUCUCUCUCUCUCUCUCUCUCUCUCUCUCUCUCUCUCACACUGUUCUCUCACACACAUUCAUACCCGACUACAUAUUCCACAGUGCCUCACUCACAUCAGCCCAAGAGAACGUUCUAGAACCCUCACAAACAACAAUAACAAUGUACCCGUAGAACUCUCGUUAACAGCUGUAAACAUGUUCUAGAACCCUCACAGACAACAAUAACAAUGUACCCUGUAGAACUCUCGUUAACAGCUGUAAACGUGUUCUAGAACCCUCACAGACAACAAUAACAAUGUACCCUGUAGAACUCUCGUUAACAGCUGUAAACAUGUUCUAGAACCCUCACAGACAACAAUAACAAUGUACCCUGUAGAACUCUCGUUAACAGCUGUAAACAUGUUCUAGAACCCUCACAGACAACAAUAACAAUGUACCCUGUAGAACUCUCGUUAACAGCUGUAAACAUGUUCUAGAACCCUCACAGACAACAAUAACAAUGUACCCUGUAGAACUCUCGUUAACAGCUGUAAACAUGUUCUAGAACCCUCACAGACAACAAUAACAAUGUACCCUGUAGAACUCUCGUUAACAGCUGUAAACAUGUGUGCACGAAUACUUGAAAGAAAUCUGGGCAUUAGUGAAAUAUUUGAUGGCAACAAAAAAAACUAAACAUGAAUUUGGGAUGUGACUGAAUUGUACCAUUUCUAAAAUAUAUUCACCUUUCUACUACAGUAACUCAUUGUGUGGAUAAUAUAAAGAAAGUGAGUUAAUAUUGGAAUAUAUGCUAUAUGAUAUAGUGUGUGGCAGUCAGACACACAGGCAUGCUGUCAGACACAUGUUAUGUUCAUCUGUGUGUGUGUGUGUGUGAGGUGUAUGUGUGUGUGUGUGUGUGUGUGUGAGGUGUAUUCAGGACACAACAGAAGACAGGGAAUGGAUGGAGGAACAGGGUUGGGUAUAUAAUGCAGAUAUCCAUCAUACAUGCAGCACACACACACACACACACACACACACACACACACACACACACACACACACACACACACACACACACACACACACACACA
Molecule: messenger RNA, 3369 nt
Organism: Oncorhynchus kisutch (coho salmon)
Lineage: Eukaryota; Metazoa; Chordata; Actinopteri; Salmoniformes; Salmonidae
Product: calcium uniporter protein, mitochondrial
Exons: 9
Coding region: 1-1044 (347 amino acids)
Biological process (GO): mitochondrial calcium ion homeostasis; calcium import into the mitochondrion
Cellular component (GO): uniplex complex
Molecular function (GO): uniporter activity; calcium channel activity
Source: RefSeq, a predicted model, not a curated record